UUCAAGCGUUCAACAAAAGCAGCAGAUGACUUACGAGCUUUACAGACUAAGACGGGAAAAACGGUGGGAGAACUUAAGAAACUGAAGAAGGAUGAACCUACCAGAUGGACCAGUAGUUUUCAAACGCUGGACAGUUUUAUUACGUUGGCUGAGGAGGUUGGCGUUGUUCUUCUGAGGUACGAUAAUGUCCCCAUGCUAUCAGGAUCAGAUCUGUCUGCUGCUAUAGAAGGUCGCAAUAUUUUUCAACCUAUCAUGCACGUGAUUACUGAACUGGAAUCUGAAAAAAAGUCAUUGGCGGGAAAAGUUAUCCCUUUAUUGAGCAUGAUGAAAACGGUACUGGAGUCAUUCAAUUCAAAAACUGAGUGUGUCAAACAGUUGAAAUCUGCGCUGUUAGACCAGUUCAACAGCCGAUUCCAGCAUAUUGAACUCGUCGACGGACUUGCAAUCGCGACGCUUUUAGAUCCUCGCUUCAAAGCGCUUCACUUGCAACCAAUAUCGCAUGCGAAUGCUGUAACGAUGGUCUCGGAAAAACUAAAAUAUUUUGAAAGGGAAGAACGAGGACGACGAUGUGCAAGCACAAAAAUCGUCGAUAAUGUAUCAAGUCAGCUCAAUAACGAUGACGAAAAUUUGUGGAAGAUACAUGAUCGCCUGGUAGUAGAACGCACAGCUUCAAUGGAGCACGAUAAACCGGGUAACAUAUCUAGUGAACUCAGAAACUUUCUGCACCAACAGGUUAUCCCAAGAAAUUCCGACCCGCUAGAAGCAUGGGACACUAUAAAAACAGAAUAUCCAAAUUUAUAUUUUAUCGCUUCGGACUAUCUGUCGAGGAUGAAUCGACUCUGUGUUGGCUUCCUGGUCCAAGCUGCUGAAUUCAUUGGCUCUUUUGAUUUGGAUUCCAAGUCAGUGUUGCGUUACGAUGAGACGUACGCUCCCGUCGUUCGGUAUACUUCGCUGCGGUACCUUUUCGCCCUGGCAAUCAGACACGACCUUGUGAUUGACCAGAUGGAUGCAUUGACGGUCUUUCUACAAGGCGAUCUCGAUGAAGAGAUUUACAUGGAGCAGCCUCCAUGUUUCACGGACGAUAAUUAA
This is a messenger RNA of Wyeomyia smithii (pitcher-plant mosquito), 1089 nucleotides long. RefSeq names its product E3 SUMO-protein ligase ZBED1-like. The record is from RefSeq and is a predicted model, not a curated record. The coding region runs from base 193 to 1089 and encodes 298 amino acids. Lineage: Eukaryota; Metazoa; Arthropoda; Insecta; Diptera; Culicidae. The transcript has 4 exons.